GUUGCGGUGAGGUCAUAAUUUAAAAAAUAAAAAAAAUAUAUAAAUAUUAGAAAUAAAGGAAGAAAGAAUAAGUGUAAGAUGAUAAGAAAAAUACUUCAAUAAUAUAUUAUCCUGCCUUACGCUAUAAUACCUCAAUUUUAUAUUUGACUUGUGUAUCCCAUUUAGCAAGAGUUUCAGACUCAGUCUUGUGAUCCAAUUUGCAAAACAAUAGAAGAAAUGGCCUUAGCUAUGGUGGGAGAGGCACUUAUCUCUGCCUCUGUGGAUAUCUUAUUAAAAAGGAUAGCUUCGAGAGAGUUUCGAGAUUUCUUCUCCACCAGAAAGCUUAAUGUUUCUGUGUUGGACGAGUUGAAGAUAAAGCUCUUGGCACUUAACGCUGUGCUCAAUGAUGCUGAGGAGAAGCAGGUCACUGAUCUUGCAGUGAAGGCAUGGCUUGAUGAGUUGAAAGAGGUUGUCUUAGAUGCUGAGGACUUGUUGGAUGAAAUCAACACAGAUGCUCUAAGAUGCAAGUUGGAGGGAGAUUCUAAAACAUUUGCUACCAAGGUCAGAUCCUUGUUUUCUUCUCGCUUUAAAGGUCUCUAUAAGAGCAUGAAUUCCGAGCUUGAAGCAAUAUCCGGAAGGCUAGAACAUUUUGUGAGACAAAAAGAUAUUCUUGGCUUGCAAAGUGUUACUAGGAAAGUCUCUUAUAGAAAAGUUACAGAUUCGUUGAUUGAAUCUGUUGUGAUUGCUAGAGAGGAUGACAAGGAGAAGCUACUGAACAUGCUUCUAUCUGAUGAUGAUGUCAUCACUAAUGAUAUGGAAGUGAUCACAAUAUUGGGUAUGGGGGGUCUUGGAAAAACAACCCUCGUUCAGUCUCUUUAUAAUGAUAGUGGAGUGAGGAAGCAUUUUGAUUUGGCAGCUUGGGCAUGGGUUUCAGAUGAUUUUGAUGUUCUCAAGGUGACAAAGAUGAUUGUUGAGUCUCUCACCUUGAAAGAUUGCCAUCAUAUUACUAAUCUUGACCUUCUUCGUGUUGAAUUAAAGAACAGUUUAAGAGAUAAGAAAUUUUUGCUUGUGCUUGAUGACCUUUGGAAUGAAAAGUAUAAUGAUUGGCAUCAUCUAGUAGCACCAUUUAGUGGUGGGAAAAAGGGAAGUAAGAUCAUCGUGACAACUCGACAACAAAGAGUUGCACAGGUGACACAUACCUUUCCCAUUUAUGAGCUGAAACCUCUUACUGAUGAAAAUUGUUGGCACAUACUAUCUAGGCAUGCAUUUGGAAAUGAAGGUUAUGAGAAAUAUCCAAACUUGGAAGAAAUUGGUAGGAAACUUGCAAGAAAAUGCAAUGGACUGCCAUUGGCUGCUAAAACGCUGGGAGGUCUUUUGCGAUCAAAUGUUGAUGUUGGGGAAUGGAAUAGAAUUCUGAACAGUAAAUUGUGGGCACAUGAUGAUGUUUUACCAGCUUUACGCAUAAGUUAUCUUCAUCUUCCGGCACAUUUGAAGAGAUGUUUUGCCUAUUGCUCAAUGUUUCCGAAGCAACAUUUGUUGGAUAGGAAAGAAAUGAUUUUGUUAUGGAUGGCUGAAGGUUUUCUUCAACAUAUCCAUGAAGAUAAAGCAAUGGAAUUGGAAUCAGCAGGUGAGGAUUGCUUUAACGAAUUAUUAUCUAGAUCCUUAAUUCAAAAAGACAAUGCUAUUGCAGAGGAAAAAUUUCAAAUGCAUGACCUCAUCUAUGAUUUAGCCAGACUUGUAUCUGGAAAAAGUUCCUAUAACUUUGAAGGAAGUGGGAUUCCAAAAACGGUUCGCCAUUUAUCAUUUAUUAGAGAGAUGUUUGAUGUCUCCAAAAAGUUUGAGGGUUUGUAUGAGCUGAAGUGUUUGCGAACUUUUCUACCACAAUUGGGAUAUCCAUUUGAAGAAUGUUACUUGACCAAAACGGUAUCACAUGGUUGGUUGCCAAAACUAAGAUGCUUGCGAAUAUUGUCGUUGUCUAACUACAAAAAUAUCACAGAGCUACCCGAUUCAAUUGGCAAUUUGUUGCUCUUGAGAUAUUUGGAUCUUUCCUACACUUCCAUCGAAAGCUUACCCAAUGAAACAUUUAUGCUUUACAAUUUGCAAAGUUUGAUAUUAUCUAAUUGUGAAUUUCUUAUUCAAUUGCCACAACAGAUAGGAAAUCUGGUUAAUUUGCGCCACCUUGACAUCAGUGGCACUAAUUUACUUGAGAUGCCGGCACAAAUCUGUAGACUACAAGCUCUUCAUACUUUGACAGUUUUUAUUGUUGGAAGACCAGGUGGAUUAACUAUUAAAGAUUUAAGAAAUUUUCCUUGUCUGCAGGGUAAGCUUGCCAUUUUUAACCUACAAAAUGUUGUUAAUCCAAUGGAUGCAUCUCGGGCCAAUUUAAAGAACAAAGAGCAAAUUGAGGAUCUUAUGCUGGAAUGGAGCAGUGAUCCACAUGAUCCACAAAUUGAAAAAGAUGUACUUGACAAUUUGCAGCCAUCAACUAAUUUAAAGAAACUCAACAUUAAAUAUUAUGGUGGUACUUCAUUUCCAAAUUGGAUUGGAGAUUCUUCAUUUUCAAACAUCACAGUCCUUGGUAUCAGUGAUUGCAACCAUUGCUUGUCACUUCCGCCAUUUGGACAACUACCUUCCCUCAAGGAGCUUGUCAUCAAAAGGAUGAAAAUGGUGAAGACAGUUGGUUAUGAGUUCUAUUGCAGCAACGAAGGCUCCCGGUUGUUUCAGCCAUUUCCAUCAUUGGAGAAUCUGGAAUUUGAGGAUAUGUCUGAGUGGCAGGAGUGGCUACCAUUUGAAGGUGAAGGAAGCAACGCUCCUUUUCCUUGUCUUAAACGCUUGCAUUUAUAUAUGUGCCCCAAGCUGAGAGGAAUCUUGCCCAAUUGUCUACCUUCACUGACAGAGGUUAGUUUCUCAGAGUGCAACCAGCUAGAGGUAAAAUCAUCUGAUUUGCACUGGAAUACAUCAAUGGAUGUAAUAAAUAUUAGAGAGGGACAAGAAGGCUUGUUGUCUAUGCUUGACAACUUCUCUUAUAGUGAACUAUUGAUUGAAAAGUGUGAUAGUUUGCAGUCUGUGCCUAGAAUAAUACUCGUUGCAAAUUGUCUUGGAAAGUUAACUCUUUCUAAUAUCCCAUCUUUGAUUUCCUUCCCAGCUGAUGGUUUACCCACAUCAUUGAGAUCACUGAGCAUUUGGAAUUGCAGAAAGUUAGAAUUUCUAUCUCAUGAUACAUGGCACAAAUUUAAAUCACUUGAAAAACUAAGAAUAUGGAAUAGUUGUCGUUCCCUGACAUUCCUUUCGUUAGGUUGUUUCCCUGCCCUUCAAGAACUUUAUAUCCGUUUUAUUCCAAACUUGGAAGCAAUUACUACUCAAGGUGGAGAGGCGGCUCCUAAAUUAGUUGAUUUUAUUGUCACUGAUUGUGAGAAACUUAGAUCAUUACCAGAUCAGAUUGAUCUCCCUGCCCUUGAACACUUGGACCUUUCUGCACUUCCGAAGCUAGCAUCAUUGUCCCCAAAGUGUUUGCCUUCCAAUUUACGAUCACUUUUUGUUGAUGUUGGAAUACUUUCAUCUAUGUCUAAACAAGAGUUAGGUUUGGUAUUCCAAAGCCUCACUUCUCUGUCACAUCUUUUAUUUAAGGGUCUUAAUGAUAAUGAUCUUAUUAACACUCUUCUGAAGGAGCAAUUACUGCCUACUUCUCUCAAAAUUCUGAUCCUACACAGUUUUGAUGGAUUAAAGUUGUUGGAAGGAAAAGGGCUUCAAAAUCUCACUUCUCUCCAACAGAUGUACAUGUACAAUUGUCCAAGCUUUGAGUCCUUACCUGAAAAUCAGCUGCCAUCCUCUCUUGUAGUACUCAGUAUGCGGGAGUGUCCUUUACUGGAAGCAAGGUAUCAAAGUCAGAACGGGAAAUACUGGUCUAAGAUUGCUCACAUUCCUGCAAUCAAGAUAAAUGAAAAAGUGAUAAUAUGAGCUAUUGCAUAAAUAAGAAUCAUCUAAAGUUGGUAGCUGAGAUGAGACAUACAGUGGGACUCAUAUUUCUUUGUAUUUGCUUGCUGAGAUGGUACCAAGCUCAACAUUUCCUCUAUAACACUGGUAAUUGGUUAAACUAAACCUGUAAUGUGUUAAGGUUAUUGUCAUGUUAGAUGGUUUUCUUGUGGUGAACUAUUUGUAAAAUCAGAAUGUAUUGGUUUAUAUUUAUAUAAGAGUUAAUCACCUAUACACUGCCAGUAUAAAAUUUUUUUACAUUAGCAACCAAUUAUAUCUUUUAAUUGUGUCAUGUCACUAUAAACACAUUUACUUUUAACAAUGACAUGGCAUAAUUAAAAGAUAUAAUUGGUUGCUAGUGUAAAAAAACUUUACACUAGCAUUGUAUGGGUGAUUAACUGUUUAUAUAAAUUCACCAUGUUUUUUUGGGAUUAUCCAAACCGUUAUAUGCAUUAUGCAUAUCAGAAACUGGAUAUUAGGUAUGACACUUCAACGGUGGAUUAUAUUAGUGUUUGAUGCUCUAUUUAUUGCUUCUUAAACGAGUUUAUGCUCUGGUUUUGCUGAUUCCUUUGUAAGCUUACAUUGGUGACUUAAAUACAACUCUGGAAUUUAUGUAUUA
Molecule: messenger RNA, 4570 nt
Organism: Cajanus cajan (pigeon pea)
Lineage: Eukaryota; Viridiplantae; Streptophyta; Magnoliopsida; Fabales; Fabaceae
Product: putative disease resistance RPP13-like protein 1
Molecular function (GO): ADP binding; protein binding
Source: RefSeq, a predicted model, not a curated record